Molecule: messenger RNA, 1428 nt
Organism: Ceratina calcarata
Lineage: Eukaryota; Metazoa; Arthropoda; Insecta; Hymenoptera; Apidae
Exons: 1
Molecular function (GO): catalytic activity
Source: RefSeq, a predicted model, not a curated record
AUGACGAACAGACAAACAGACAAACAUCUAGCUAAUAAGCAAUCAUACGUACCAUCCUACUUAGCUUCAAACCCUCUCCUCAAUGACACCAGCUCUUCUAUAACGACGAUGUCCAUUUUACAAAUCAACCUUAACCAUGCUAUAGCUGCCCAAGCCUUAUUAGAAAGAUAUAUAGUUAAUAAUAAAGUUUGUAUUGCACUUAUCUCAGAACCGUACAAUUCUAAUAAAUGUGGCUGGUUCGGUGAUACUUACAAUAAGGCUGCAAUUAUUGUGAAUAAUCCUCGCAUCUAUUAUCCCAACUUAAUAGAUAAAGGAGACAACUACAUAGCAGUUGAAGUUCAUUCUAUCAUCUUCAUUUCAAUAUACUGUCCACCUAACGAAAAUAGAAAUAAAUAUGAAAAGAGACUACAUUUAAUUACCACAAUAAUCACCAAAUACAAUCACCUGAUGCUGAUAAUCGGCGGCGACUUUAACGCACAUAGUAAAUAUUGGGGAUCUACCAAAAACAGUGUGAGAGGGAAAAUCCUUUAUAACUGGGUCAAAUCCAACAGACUUUACAUCCAAAAUGUUGGAAAUAACCCUACAUGCAUACGUCCUCAAGGAUCCUCUAUAGUUGAUAUAACUUUCGCCAACAGUAAGGCCUCAGCAAACAUUACUGGCUGGCGAGUCAUAAACGAAGAAUCCUUGUCUGAUCACCUGUACAUCGAAUUUUUUCUUCAUCCGCUUACCUAUAAUAAACCCAUAAUUAAAAGCUAUCCUAGAUGGAACGUAAAAUCUUUUAAUGAAGAACGCGCUGAGGCUGCUACUCUGGCAUACGCAUGGGGCAACAGCUUGACUUCCUCCAACCCCUUCCAGUCCAAGAUCGACUUAAUAAAUAAAUACCUGACCGGAAUUGCAAACAUCUCCAUGACUCGAUGCCAAAGAACCUCUAGACUUCCACCUCAAUCUUGGUGGUCCAAUGAAAUAAAAACGCUAAGAAACUCCUGCCAACAAUACAGGCGGAAAUGGCAAAAACUUAAAAAGAAACUUUCCAAAAAUAAUACUACAAUAGUUAACGUCAAGAAAGCAGAAACACUAUACCGUAAUAUUAAAAAACGUUUAAAAAAUGCAAUCUACCAAGCCAAAAACAAACAAUGGAGGCAGGAAAUAGUCAAGCUGGACGAUGACCCAUGGGGUAGGCCAUAUAGAUGGGCAACCAAAAAAUCUGAACAGCAACAAUCAGUUCCUUUAACGGAAUCAAUGGAUCCUACUCACCUUCGCUCCACCCUCGACCAUCUAUUCCCUUCUUUGCCACCCUGCAAGAAAAAAAUAGGCGAAUUUAUAUGGAAGGAGAAUCUUGCUGUGACCCCUCAGGAAGUCUCAAUAGCAGUAAAAAAGAUGCUUGCAAAAAAUUCUGCGCCAGGCAUCUCUGGAGUCCCCGCGAUAGUA